AUGGCCAUCACUAGAUUAAUUUGUUACUUGCUACAAGUAAUGGUGGUGAUGAUGAUGUUUCCCAUGGUUUUCAAUGGAUUAGUCAAUGCAAAUCAUGACUAUGCUGAUGCUCUUAUGAAAAGCAUACUCUUCUUUGAAGGUCAAAGGUCUGGCAAGUUACCAUCAACUCAAAGGCUCACUUGGCGCAAAGACUCUGCACUCCAAGACGGUCAUGAUAUGGGUGUUGAUCUUGUGGGAGGCUACUAUGAUGCAGGAGACAACUUGAAGUUUGGGUUUCCGAUGGCAUUUACAAUGACAUUGUUAGCUUGGAGCAUGAUUGAAUUUGGAGAGUAUCUUGGUCCGGAGUUUGGACAUGCAUCAGAGGCGCUACAGUGGGGGACUGAUUAUCUUCUUAAGGCCACGGCCGAGGCCAAUAAGGUCUAUGUUCAGGUAGGAGAUCCCUAUGCUGAUCAUAAUUGUUGGGAAAGGCCGGAGGACAUGGACACUGCUCGAACAGUUGUGUAUGUUGACGCUCAACAUCCCGGCUCAGAGGUUGCUGCAGAGAUUGCUGCUGCUCUUGCCGCGGCCUCUAUCGCCUUCAGAGCAUCGCAAUCUAACUAUGCUGAUAAACUCCUCCAAAGAUCAAUUCAGGUGUUUGAUUUCGCGACCAAAUAUAGAGGAUCUUAUAAUGAUAGCGUCGGAAGAUGGGUGUGCCCGUUUUACUGUGACUUUAGUGGUUAUGAGGAUGAGUUGAUAUGGGGAGCUGCAUGGUUAUUUAAAGCUACCAAAAAUGUUCAAUAUUUGAAUUUUGCUGUGAUUACUGGCCGAAAACCAGUUUGGCCGGCAGAGUUUGGGUGGGAUGAUAAACAUGCAGGCAUUUCUGUGCUGCUUAGUAAGGUAUAUAUAUUUUUAAAAGAUUCGACUGAAUAUUAUAACAAGGCUGAGGAUUUUGUGUGUAAUACAGUCCCUCAAUCACCCACAAGAACACUUAAGUAUUCUCCAGGUGGUUUAAUGUUCAAACCUGGAGGUAGCAACAUGCAGAACCCGACAUCAAUUUCUUUCCUUCUCCUGGUCCUUUCGCGUUACUAUGGACAACAAAAUUUCAACUGUGGUAGUGUCCAAGUAAAUCCAUCUACAUUCGUACAUGUGGUCAAAAGUCAGGUUGAUUACAUUUUAGGAGACAACCCAUUGCAAAUGUCCUACAUGGUGGGAUAUGGUGCAAAAUUUCCUCAAAGAAUCCACCAUAGAGGAUCAUCUCUGCCCUCCAAAGAUACACAUCCAAUUGGUUUCAAAUGCAAAGAGGGAACACCAUACUUUCAGAGCACGAACCCUAACCCUAAUUUAUUAACAGGGGCUCUUAUUGGAGGACCUGACCCAAAUGAUGCAUUCUUUGACAAUAGGUCUGAUUUCGCUCAUUCGGAGCCUACUACCUAUCUCGUUGCUCCCAUGGUUGGUGUCUUGGCGUAUUUCAAAGACAAUGCUUGA
Messenger RNA from Dioscorea cayenensis subsp. rotundata (Guinea yam), 1464 nucleotides. RefSeq names its product endoglucanase 8-like. Bases 1 to 1464 code for a protein of 487 amino acids. NCBI's taxonomy places the organism in Eukaryota, Viridiplantae, Streptophyta, Magnoliopsida, Dioscoreales, Dioscoreaceae. The transcript is spliced from 7 exons. Gene Ontology annotation, molecular function: hydrolase activity, hydrolyzing O-glycosyl compounds. The record is from RefSeq and is a predicted model, not a curated record. Gene Ontology annotation, biological process: carbohydrate metabolic process.